AAGCGUGUAAUUGAAGAAGAUAGAACAGAACAAAGAUGUCUAUAGAAGAUUUAUAACAAUAUCAAAUAUAAUAGUUUAAUGCUACACAUGUAUUUACGGUUACUAAAUUUAAACAGAUAAUAAAUAGUAUGACGAACUGUAGUUAACACGAAGUGUUUAAAUUCAAAAUGGCGUCGUUAAAAGUGACAUUAUUCAGUGUUGUGUGCUGUGCAGUGUUAGUGCAUGUUAGUGGGCAUGUGGCACUUACGUACCCGCCUGCUAGAAGAUUCGAUUUGGACUUUUUGGAUAAUUCUAGAACAAAACCGCCAUGUGGAAUGCCAAAAGGAACAUUAAAAACAUCGUUCCUGGCGGGAUCCAACUUUACUGUACAUUGGCAUUUGGCAUACGCACAUCGGGGCGGCUUCAGUUUAAGAAUACUGGACGAGCUGGAGAGGCCCGUACUGGAUUUGACUCCUCGAGCUGGCGGCACUGAAUUCGUACGAGAUGACGUCACGGCACAGAAAUAUGAAGUGCGACUGCCGAAUGACUUCACGUGUGAGAAUUGUACCCUGCAACUGCAACGCGAGGCAGGAGAGUGGGGCGCCAACUAUCGGUUCUGGUCCUGCGCCGAUAUUGACAUACUGCCCAGGAAAGAAUACCACGAGACCUGCUCUGGCCAUGGUUUCCACAUCCUCGGACGCUGCAAGUGCAACAAGAUGUACUACGGGCCCAGGUGUCAGUUCUCGGAUGAAUGUCUUGAAGAUACUGACUGCGGCCUCCGAGGGAAGUGUAUUGAUAUCAACGCUACAGAAUCACCCAGCAAGAUGUGCUAUUGCCCAUUUGGGUUCUAUGGGAAAGGCUGUAAUAAGAAGGCACCAUGGAAAGACAGGAACGUGAACUUAGCGCUGUACAGCAGGAAGGAACUGUCCAAACAGUUCAAACUGUUCUGGAGGGUACUAAAGGAGGACGAUGAAAUAGAAGUGGUGAUGAUAGUGAAUGGCACAACCUAUGCUGCCAUUGGAUGGAGACCGAGUAGUUUGACGAAGCAGUGCAAGAAUUUCCCAGUAUUAGGACCAUCUAAUGAUGAUAAACUAAGCACAUCAAAACCAGAACCGUUACCUGAGCCAGAACCAAAAGCAGAACCCGAAUCGGUCCCAGAACCGAAAUCAGAACCUGAACCUUCCCCAGAACCGAAAUCAGAACCCGAGCCCGCCCCAGAACCAAAAUCAGAACCCGAACCUACUCCAGAACCCAAAUCUGAACCAGAACCUACAGCAGAGCCCAAAGCUGAGCCAACUGCAGAACCGGAACCUGCGUCGGAACCUGAACCUACAGCCGAACCUAAGGCUGAACCGGAACCGGAACCAACUGCAGAACCUAAACCUGAACCAACAACACACGCCUCUGUUGAGAGUGAUAGCAGGAAUAAAAGGGUGGCCAUGCAUUCAUUAGAUGGUUUCGAUUUUAAGAACCUUGGAAAUGAUGUGACUGUAAAAACCAGUAUAUCUUAUAAAGUGUCUAGCUCCAAAGGACGACGAAAGCGCGCUGCACAAACCCCAAAAGGACAUGUGGAAACUUCGACCUCUGUUCUAGCCAAUCAACAUGACAUUAGUCCUAAACCAGAACCAGAGUCAAUCCCAGAACCUAGUUCUGAACCUGAACCAACCCCCGAACCAAAAUCUGAACCUGAACCAAUAACAACAACAACAACAAAGCCUAGACCAAAAUUCUCACCCAAACCAAAGUUUAUACCAAAAUAUAAACAACUAUCUCAUUUAAAUGCUACCGUUAAACAUUCCUUACAGUCUCAACCUGCACCCGAACCAACUGCUGAACCCAAAGCAGAGCCUGAACCUAUCCCAGAACCUAAAUCUGAACCCGAACCUAUCCCAGAGCCGAAAUUAAAGAUUAAGCUUGAAUCUAGACUCAAAUCCGAACCAGAGUCUAUACCAGAACCGAAAUCUGAACCUGAACCGACCUCAGAACCAAAUUCUGAACCUACUCCGGAACCUAAGUCGGAACCGGAACCUACUCCGGAACCCAAAUCGGAACCAGAACCAUCUCCAGAACCCAAGUCUGAACCGGAACCAACUCCGGAACCUAAGUCUGAACCAGAACCUACCUCAGAACCUAACUCUGAACCCGAACCCGCCCCCGAACCUAAAUCAGAACCGGAACCCACUCCUGAACCUAAAUCUGAACCGGAACCCGCUCCUGAACCUAAAUCUGAACCAGAACCCACUCCGGAACCAAAAUCUGAACCAGAACCUUCCCCAGAACCGAAAUCUGAACCAGAACCUUCCCCAGAACCUAAAUCUGAACCAUCCCCAAAAUUCAAAGCCGAAACGGAUACAGAUUCAUUGCUAGUGAAGGGACUUAAAGAAGAUGCAGGUCACUACCCAAGUCAUGAGUAUGUACCUAAGUUUGACUUUAACCCUAUGGACUGCACCGACAUAGUCAUUGGUACGGCACGUGGCAAUUAUCAUAGAGUUUUGGACUACUAUACUCGAGAUAGAUCUACCCCUCGUGUGGACACGUUCUGGGGCGGACAUGAUGAUAUUACUGCAGCAUCAGGGUUCGAAGAAAAUGGAGUAACAACCAUCAUUUUCAGGAAGAAAAUUAAGGCCAAAGAACCAACCGACCACUCAAUAGUUGAUGACUUGAUGCACGUAAUUUGGGCGCGUGGUCAAGAGCCAGGGCGGUACGUGCACUCCCCUCCGUCGGGGCUGGAGAAAGGCUCCGCUGUUGUCGGCGACUUCUACCGCCAGGACGAGCUGAAGUACCACGGACAUGGCGGCCAGAGGGGCGUAACGAGAAUCAACUUCUUUGAAGAGGAGAAGAAUUCGAUAUCUGGCGGUGUACUUCCCUUGGCGGACAAGUGUGGUGGUCAAUGGAAAUUACCGUCCAACUGUAAUCCGGCCAAUAACAGCUGCGAAUACUAUGCUUCCUGGGAAUACUUGGGACAGAAGAGAGGAAAGGACUCCGUCAGGUUCACCAUCAAGACUAAACAUAGCAAGUUCUGGACCGGGAUUGGAUUCAGCAAUGAUAAGAAGAUGUCCCAAACAGACGCAAUUAUUGGUUGGGUGGACGCUCGGUCUGGACGUCCGUUUAUCAUGGAUACCUGGGUCAGUGGUUACUCCGCGCCGAGGGUCGACCAGAGGCAGGACAUCACCAAGGAGUCCGGCAGUCUGAUCGAGGGUUACACAACCCUCAGCUUUGUUAGGAAGAGGAACACAGGUGAUCAGAAGGACCUCGCAUUCACUGACAGCCAAUGUUUAUACAUGAUGUUCAUCACACAAGGCGGGGGUUACGACCCUGUUAACAAACGGACGAGCAAGCAUCAGCAGACCCCGGUGAUUACUGAGAACAGGGUCUGCAUUAAGCCUUGUGGUCCAGAACCCCCUGAAGAAGAAGUAACCACGGAGGCUAUAAUACCCGGAUUAUCAGCAUAUACCAUGUUGAUACGUAUCACCGGGUUAGCUGACAGCUUCAAACCACCAUCAGCCGGCAGUAAAGAGUACGAAGAACUGAGUCAGCAGGUCGUCAACAGUUUGGUGAAGGAAUUGGGGAAGAAUAAGGGGUACCAUGGAUUAGUUGUCAACGGGUUCAUGCAAAAUGAAACGAGUGCCAUAAUCGCCGAGCUCACUCUAAAAUCGAUCGAUUCAAACACAAUCGAAGGUUCAAGCGCGCGUUCUCUAGAUGCUGCUGUUUCUGUCACACCUAACGUGACUGAGGGAGACAGCGAUAUGGAGAAAUGGCACAGAGUAGUGAGGGACACACUGGCGCAGGGGAGAGUGGGCAAUCUGAACGUUGAUCCCGAAUUUUUGGUGUUUGAACCGCAAAGCUUGGUAUCGAGCCGUCCCGCGGAGGAGGAGCCCGGUAACGCGCGCACGUUCUUCGGGCUGGCGGAGACGAAGCUGUACGUGGUGGUGGGGUGCGUGGCCGCGCUGGUGGCCGUGGCGCUGCUGCAGGCCGCCUGCACGCUGCGGCGCGGCCGCGCGGCGCCCGCCACGACCGGGAAGGACCAGCUGAUCCCGAACGCUGCGUGGAAGGAGUACUCGGCUUCGAACACGAACUACGCGUUCGAGCCGUUCGAGAACGACGACAAGUUCGGCGGCACCGCCUCCACGGCGGCGCUGCGCUCGCGGCCCCCCUCCCGCCCGCCCGGCCCGCCGCCGCCCCGCCCCCACCACCACAACACGCACGCGCCACACAAGCAAUCGAACGGCCACAAAAUGGCCGCCAACGGUAACAAGAUGGCGCCCAACGGGACCAAUGGACGAAGCACGCCGAAGCAUAACAGCGCGGCGCAGUAUUACCACGAAACGAGGUCGCUGCAACGGCCUAGAGGACAAUAUGGUUAUAAUGGACGUCCGGACAGAGCGACGUACUCGUUACCGCGUGGAGUCCGCGAGACCGGACCGUCGUCGUACCCCGGACACUCCGGACACUCCGGACACACCGGACACCCCGGACACGCGGGCCUGUCCGCGCAACCGGACUUCUACUUCAUGCCAUCGCAGCGGAAAUACGAAGAUUUUUGAUGGCGAGCACGAGGUUAUUAAUAUAAGUUACCAAUAAAUAACAGUUUUUUUAACUAAGCACCGAACAAUUGUACCUUCUAAGAGUUAUAUUUCACACUUGUAUAUGAAUAUUUAUUAAUUUCUCCAAACCAGAUCUAGUCUCAUGUCACAGUUUUAAAAUAAGUUAAUUUCACAUUAAACUAAUAUAAACAAUUUAUUUUUCUCUUAAUGUAAAUAAUAUUUUUAAUUAAAUAUUCUUGCUGUAUAUUGCACGUAAUGGUAUAAUUAAUAUAAAUGAACAAUAAUUUAUUUAGGAGACAAUGCAAAGAUUUUUAUAAUGUAAAUAUUUGAUAUAGCGCCAUCUAUUGAUGUGCUUGUGUACUUAUGAACAUGGCGAUCUAGCUCCCACUUUUACUUAGUACUAAAAAUGGGACCUAAUUAUGUAACGAUGUUUUUUUAAUGGAAUGAUGCACCCCCCUUGCUAACAGUUUACAAUGGCGGGGCAUUACUGCAGGA
Molecule: messenger RNA, 5018 nt
Organism: Achroia grisella
Lineage: Eukaryota; Metazoa; Arthropoda; Insecta; Lepidoptera; Pyralidae
Gene: nahoda
Exons: 23
Coding region: 168-4523 (1451 amino acids)
Source: RefSeq, a predicted model, not a curated record